This is a messenger RNA of Brassica napus (rape), 4628 nucleotides long. RefSeq lists its product as uncharacterized. The transcript is spliced from 2 exons. The record is from RefSeq and is a predicted model, not a curated record. Bases 3505 to 4290 code for a protein of 261 amino acids. Lineage: Eukaryota; Viridiplantae; Streptophyta; Magnoliopsida; Brassicales; Brassicaceae.
GAGGAGACUAGUUCGACUCCAAGUAGAGUGAAGAUUUUGUUGAGGGACUGUCUAGGAGUUGGGGUGACUUUUCUGAUUCCUACGAAGGCUCAGAGGCCGUGGUCUCCUCUGGUGGGAUUUCAAUGCGUUUAUGAAUCCUAUUUUCAGAACGAGACUAGGCUUUGGUUCCCGAUCCCUCGACUCGUUACGUCUUAUGUGAGACGUCGUGAUGCGGCGAUCAGUCAAUUAUUAAACGGUUUGCUUCGCCUCUCCAUAGCAUUGAUGGUGAUGGCAGCUGAGGUCGACGUAUCGAUGAACGUUUGAGCUUUCGAAGAAUUGACGUAUCUUAAGUCGAUGGGAGAAGGGCUAUACUCGGUUCAAAUGAAGCCGAACUACAACGUUAUCGUUGGGCAUCCCAACAUGAUGAAUAACUGGCAGCGCUUCUACUUCUACGUUAAGUCAGACGAGUUUGCUUUCGAGGAGCCGCCCGGCGCCACCUUCCGUUUUUUGUGGAGCUCUGAACUUGGUAGAUUGUCGCUGAUAACUUGCAAUUGUUUCCUUCUUUAAUCUCAUUAAUUCUCUUUUCGAUGCAGUUGAUCAUCCAAACACAGCUGCAUACACCGAAGAGUUCAUAGCGAACGCUCGCGCUGUCGCAUCGCUUGCUCAGGAGAGUUGGAAGAACAUUACCAUCGAGAGGAUUCGACGAGCCGUUGAUAGGAUCUCGAAGAGUGAGUCUUUAAUGUUUUGUAUGUACCGCUCUUCACUCUUCUCGUGUCUUGACUUGUCAACCUUUUUACAGAGGAUUGGAGGUCCGAUCUGCUACCGUUGGUGUUGUAGCCCUGAAAUCUGUGGUUCAACCAGAGCCUCACCAAACCUCCCAAACCUCCCAAACCGGCCACCUAGGAGACACCAGCGACAAACGUUCAGUCCAAGGAGCCUAUCUCAACAACCAGAAGGAGUUUGUUUAUGAAAUCAACUUUUAUAGAAGUCUAACUAACCAAGGAUUCGGUGAGGCUUGGAAUUUCAAUAAAAUCUUCAAGGACAAGAAAGUUAUGAAUUUUACAAACUGGAGCUUCUCCAGCCCAUCCAGUUGCGAGUAUCAGCCCUUAGAAGUGGAUUUCAGCCCAACCAUGAAGUGGCCUUCUCCAGAACCAGCCAUGGGAUUCAAGACAGAUGUCUUAGCUUUCCAUAAAGCCCAAAAUCAGCCGAAUUGGUCAAAGAAAAACCAAGAUGCAAUCAAUUUCCCAAAACCGACCAAACCGACAACAAUUUGGGAAAGUCUCCAACCAAUUCGAUUUGGGUCGAUCCAGAGUUAUCUAUGGAAGACAGCAGAUCAUCUCAACCAUCCAUAAGACAUCCUAGACGUCCUUAGCUGCACCAGCACCCAGAGAUCAGGCGGAUUCUCAUUUACCUCAGUUUGCUUUAUUUGGAGUCUUUGGCAAUAACUCUCCAACAGCUACCUAAACAGGUUGUGCACGACUUCAGCACAUAUCAAAUCCAUCAAGAAGAUUCCCAGGAAGCUCUCAUAUCCACUCAAACCGUCCAGGUUCAAGAGGAAUCAAAUUCCCCAUUUAUGGCCAAGCAAAUCUCAUUCCAACGGCCAUAUUCCUCCAUUGAAGACUAAACUUUAUUUUCAAGUUAAUUUCUUUCCUUGUAUUUUUUAUGACCGUUUGGUCUUGUCUAGAGUCCCCUAGGAGAGCCUAUAUAAGCUCCAGUCGUCCAUCAUUGUAAAGCACCCAUCUUUGAAAGUAUUAUGAAUUAUUCAGUUUUUCUAGUUUCUCAAAACUAUUGUUCUAAGUCUUAGAGUAUUGUGAGAAGCAGCUCUUGAGCAUCCAUCCAGACUUAUCAAAGCCUCCUUUCACAGAGAUUUGUGGCGUCCAUCAUCCCAUUUCCAUCCACCAAUCGAUCUUGAGAGUGAUACACAUCCAGCAAGACCGGUUCCAUCUUCAUUUAUCUUCCAUCCAUUGAUCCUUGUUGAGAGUGAUACACAUCCAGCAACAAAGAUCCCAUCUCCAUAAAUCUAUCCCUUUUCUAUUUGAUCUUAUUCAUAUUAUCAUUUUGAUUCAUAUUUAUAUUUGUUUCUGUUUGCAUCACAAAAACUCUAAAACUCAUAAAAAUCGGUUCUCAUUGUUUUCAGGUUGUAGCCUUGGAUCCAUUAUCUAUCAAUUCGUGGGUUACCCCCCCCCCCCCCCCUUGUGCCCACAACAGUUGGUGACUGGCAAGAAACGGGAGAUUCUCAAUCUUUACCAGAGCAGAGCAUAAGAAGAUAAGUGCGGCCAGGAAGAUGACAACCUUGCCAGAUCUAAGUGCUUUGUUAGGAAGUCGUUUGGGAGGUUCGUCGAGCAAUGAACCGAUUGUGGUUUCUGGUGAGGCGACUCGAGGAGAAACUUUGACUGUGAGCCCUCGGUCGAUGAUGGUCCCCGAUCCGAUGGUUUCCGAGCUCCCGAAGGGGAGUCUCGCUCCAGAAGUCAUCGAACCGGAGAAAACCAAGAAGAAAGGAAAGAAGCGGGCAGCUUCUGGCAUUUCCGUUUCAUCGGUCGAAGGGACUUCGGCAGAGGCGCAAUCCGACGAGCCUUCCAAGAAAAAGACGAAGAAGAAGAAGAAGAAGAAGUCUGUCGAAGAACAGGCCGAGCCCGAUGAGGGUACGGAAGGUUGAGAUAUUGUGGUCCACGAUGGUUCUGGCCGCGAUGCUGCUGCACGUGCUGAAGGUGGAUCGAAUGAUUCGCCGGGUGAUCCUCUAGAGAGGAAGAAGAGAAAGAAACAGUCUGUCGACCAUGAUGCACCGGUUCUGACCGAGCGAGAUAACUCUCACGCGUCAGAGGAGAGAGGUGAGGCGGGAGUUCGUCGUCCUACUCCUCCGCGGGUUGCUGCGCCGACGAUCGGGAGCAGUGGUUUGGCUCCGAGGAAAUCUCGGAUCAAGUUUCCCGAUCACGUAGAGUUUAAAUACGACGGGGACAUUCCUCUCUCAUACGCAUCGGCUGAGUACGCUGAACUUAUCCGCCAGAUGCGGGGCGGGCCGAGGGACAUGCCAGCGGUGAGCGAUCUGAUCUUCAAAGAAGCUUAUGUUGACGCGACUUGAACCAAAGUUCUGAGUGACGGGAGCAUGAAUUUCGCCAUCGAGAAGUACGACACGGCGUUGAAGGACACACUGGCUCAGCUGGGUAAGGCCGAGAAGCUGGCGCGGGUGAGGGGCGAGGGGCCCGUAAAUCGAGUGAGUUCAAGAAGACCAUUGAUCUGGCUGUUGUAGAGCGCGAUCGACUGCUCGCGGGAAACAAAGCCCAGAAGGAGAGGUUUCUGGAGAGAUUUGGAGAGUUGAAAGACAAGUUUAGAUCGUCUCGUGAAAGGGUUAAGGAACUCGAACAAGAGAAGACCGUCUUGGAAGCAGAGAAAGCUACUCUAGAGGAAGAGUAGAGAUACACAUCCCUUAGAUGGGUGAGGGAGAUCAACCGGGUGAGGGAGAUCAACCGGCUGAAAGAGUCUCGGAGUUUCGAGGUUACCCACGAACGGGUAAGGGUUCAUACAGAAAUGAUCGCGAAGAGUAAUCGUCGGUUCAACAAUAUUCGCAACCGGGAGGUCCGUCGUAAGGAUUUCGAUCAUGCCCGUCUCUUAUACAGUCAAGCCUUUGGUACGAAGAAAUGCCUUGAAGCUUUGAAGGCAAAUGGGCGUGAUAUCCCGCAAGACAUCAUCGAUGUGUUCUCCGAACAGGAAAAGCAUUUUGAACUUGAGGCCAAGCGACUUGACGUCGGUGAGAUCCCUGAGACCGAUCUAUCUCUUUCUCCGCUUUUACUCGACUCACCGUUCAUCAACAAACAUGUCUUGGCGGGACUCGAUCCUUACGGGUCGAACACUGGACUUGUCGAUCCCGGGACUGUGGUUUCUCUCCGAACUCCGAGUAGCUCUCAUGGCGAACAGUCGGGUGAUCGUCUUGAUGAUCCCGCACCCUUCGUUGAAUUUGAGACUGCGCCUGCUGCAGACGAGCUUAUUGCCUCCAAAGAAACCUCUGACAAUGCUCCGCAGUUAGGCGGCAAGGUCGUAACCUCUCCGGGAGGUACGCAAGUUGGUGAAGGGGUCUUGGAGAUUUCAGACUCUUCUUCAGAGGAUCGGAGUGAAGGGGACCCAGUUGAGAAGACAACGGGUUCGGAGUUGGGUGACGCGGAGAAGAGCCCGGGCGCAAGGUCGAAACUUAUCGAGACUAUAGAAGCCACACCCGUCGAUGAACAAACAGAAGGGAUCAGCGUAGACCACCCAAAUUCUUCCGCCGACGUCCCAGACAGAUCAAUUCCUCCAGUUGCCAAUGCUUCUGAAGAUUAACCCCAAAUGUUGUUGUUGUUCCUCUUAGUCUUUUGCUUUCUUUUGGCCCUGAGAGGCGUUUGGUGUUGUAACUCUUUUUGUUUAAACUCUACUUUGAACUUCGUUAAAUUUCAGUAAGUCGUUUCGUUGUUUCCUGACAGAAUUUUCAACGAAAUUUCCAGUAAGCCGUAAGGCGAAGUUUUCGGACUCAGAAUUGCGACGGUCUUUUCAGUGAGUCGCUAAACGUUGCUUUAGACUUAGGAAUUUUAACGAUUUUUUAGUUAAGUUGUUUCGUUAGUCUUGAAGUAAAGCAGAUAAUCGAUUGGUAGUUCGACGGUUUAUCGAGACUGAAUGCUCAG